This is a messenger RNA of Micromonas pusilla CCMP1545, 3151 nucleotides long. RefSeq names its product proteasome regulatory complex component protein. Bases 161 to 3151 code for a protein of 996 amino acids. Gene Ontology annotation, molecular function: enzyme regulator activity. Gene Ontology annotation, cellular component: nucleus; proteasome storage granule; proteasome complex. Gene Ontology annotation, biological process: proteasome-mediated ubiquitin-dependent protein catabolic process; regulation of protein catabolic process. Lineage: Eukaryota; Viridiplantae; Chlorophyta; Mamiellophyceae; Mamiellales; Mamiellaceae. The record is from RefSeq and is a predicted model, not a curated record. The transcript is spliced from 2 exons.
AUCACGCGACACAUCACAUCUCCGUGAUCAUCGCCGUGAUAUUCUUCGUCGAUACGAAGGAGAUCUAGAUCCGGAUCGGAGUCGUCUGGACGACGCGCCCGAUCCAACGUCGCUCCGGGCGCGGUGUGGGCUUGACGCAGGGGUUUGAAAACAGACCCGCAUGGCGGUCGCUGUCAUGCCCGCGAUGGGCCCCACGCUCGGAAGCGCCGCGGGGCUCAUCUCCAUGCUCGAGGAGGAGCAGGUCCAGCUCCAAACGAGCGCGCUCCGGUCGUUAAACGCGGUCGUGGACACGCACUGGGCCGAGGUCGCGGGCUCCAUCUCCGUGAUCGAAGCCCUGUACGAGGACGAGUUUUUCGCGUCCCGAGACCUCGCGGCGUUGCUCGCGUCUAAGGUCUACUACCACCUCGGGGAGAUGAACGACGCGCUGAACUACGCCCUGUGCGCGGGAUCUCUGUUCGACGUCACGGAGACGACCGAUUUCGUGCAGACCCUCCUCGCGAAAGCGAUCGACGCGUACAUCGAACAGAGAUCGGACGCCAAGACGGACGACGUCGACGAGACGGACAAACGUCUGGUCGCCAUCGUGGAGCGUAUGUUCGAAAGGUGCUACGACGAUGGGCAGUUCACGCAAGCGAUCGGCGUCGCGCUCGAGACGAGGAGACUGGAUAAGCUUCAGGAGAGCAUCUUGAAGAGCGGGGACGUCGUGGAGAGCCUCGACUACGCGACGAAGGUGUGCCAGACGCUCGUGACGUCGAGGGAGUUUCGUCAGUCCGUCUUGCGCGUGCUCGUGAAAAUGUACGAGACCACUGAGGGGGUGGAACCGAACUACCUUAACAUGUGUCAGUGCCUGAUGUUCUUGGACGACGCGGACGGCGUCGCGAACGUGCUGACGAAGCUCGUGAACGGGAGCGACGACGAGCAGCUGCUUUCCUUCCAGAUCGCGUUCAGCCUGUGCGAGAACGAGAUUCAGCCGUUUCUGAACAAAGUCAUCGCGAAGCUCGCGCCUGCGGCGGCGGAAACUCCCGCGCCCGCGAACGAGGACGGCAUGGACGAUGAUACGAAGACGGAGGACGUGAAGCUCGAAGACACGACGAGCUCGAAUCCGUCCAAGCUGUUGAGAUCCGUGCUCUCAGGCGCGCUCCCGGUGAACCUCCACCUCGAGUUUCUGUUCAGUCACAACGCGUCGGAUCUGCUUCUGUUGAAGCAAAUCCGAGCCGCGGUGGAGUCGAGGAACUCCGUGUGUCACACCGCGACGGUGCUGUGCAACGCGCUGAUGCACGCGGGAACGACGGUGGACACCUUCUUACGCGAGAACCUGGACUGGUUAUCUCGAGCGACGAACUGGGCGCGUUUCAGCGCGACCGCCGGGAUGGGGGUCAUUCACCGCGGGCAGCUGAACGAGGGCAGGCAGCUCAUGGGACCGUUCUUGCCGCGCGAGGGCGGGGGCGGGGGGCAACGACCGUCCCCGUACACCGAGGGCGGCGCGCUCUACGCCUUGGGGUUGAUUCACGCGAACCAUGGGGACGACAUCCUCCCGUUCCUCCUCGAGUCCUCGCGAUCGAGCAACAACGAGGUCAUCCAACACGGCGCGUGCCUCGGCUUAGGCCUCGCCGCGCUCGGGACGGGGAACGAGGAGGUGUACACCGAUCUGUUCCGCAUCAUGCGCACGGACAGCGCAGUCGCGGGCGAGGGCGCGGGCAUUGGCGUCGGGCUCUUACUCGCCGGCACCGGCAUCGCGACGAAGCAGCAACAAAUCUUGAACUACUGCCACAAGACGCAGCACGAGAAGAUCAUCCGCGGCUGCGGCGUCGGCCUCGCGCUCACCGCGUACGGCCGCGAAGAGGAAGCGGAGCCGCUCAUCGAGCAGAUGGUCCGGGAUUCCGAUCCGAUCAUCCGCUACGGCGGCUGCCUCGCCGUCGCGGCCGCAUACGUCGCGACUGGGAACAACGCCGCGGUUCGGCGUCUGCUUCACGUCGCGGUCUCCGACGUGAGCGACGACGUGCGGCGCGCGGCGGUGAUGUCGUUAGGGUUUGUCCUGUGCUCGACGCCGUCGCAGUGCCCCCGGGUCGUCGCGCUUCUCUCGGAGUCGUACAACCCGCACGUGCGGUACGGCGCGGCCAUGGCCGUCGGCAUCUGCUGCUCCGGCACCGGAUUAAAAGAAGCCGUCGAGUUGUUAGAGCCGAUGCUCACGGACGCGGUUGAUUUCGUUCAACAAGGCGCGCUCAUCGCGAUGGCGAUGGUGAUGGUCGAACAGACCGAGGCGAACGUCGCGCCGUUCCGUAAGCGGCUCACAAACCACAUCACGGACAACCGCGAAGUCACGAUGACGAAGAUGGGCGCGAUCAUGGCGCAGGGCAUCGUCGACGCGGGCGGACGCAACGUCACGAUUGGGUUACGCGCGCGAAGCGGUUUCCCUAGGAUGACCGCGGUUGUGUCCAUGAUUGUGUUCACGCAGUACUGGUACUGGUCCCCGCUGUCGUAUUUCGUGUCCCUGACGUUCGUCCCGACCGCGUUCAUCGGUUUAGACGCAAAACUCAAAAUGCCACACUGCUCGGUCACGAGCCACUGCAAGCCGUCUUUGUUCGCGUACCCGCCGGCGGUGACCGCGGACGACAAGAAGGACAAGGGUAAGGUCGUUAAGGCGGUGUUGUCCACGACUGCGAAGGCCAAGGCCAAGGCGGCGAAGAAGGCGCGGGAAAGCGCCGCGGAGGGUGGCGGCGACGUCGAAAUGGAGACGGACGCCGCGAAGGGUGGCGAAGAGAAGGACGCGACGGACGGGAUGGACGUCGACGGCGGCGACGAGAAGAAGAAAGACGGCGACGACAAAGACACGGACGCCGCGAAAAAAGAGCCGGAGCCGACCAAGGAGGAGCUCGCGAACCCCGCGAGGGUCACCCCCGGCCAGGAGCGGUACGUCAAGUUCGACGACGACAGCAGGUUCGUCCCGAUCGUGAGCGGGAAAGCCGCGCAGACGCGCGGGUUCGUCGUCUUGAAGGACACGACCCCGGGCGAGGAGGUGGAAUACGUCACGACGACGAAGACCCCCGCACCCGCGGGAGGCGCCGGUGACGCGGGCGGCGCGAUCGCGGCCGCGGUCGAGGAGGAACCUGACGCGCCGGACGCGUUCGAGUUUGAUCCCAACGACGUGUGA